GCUACCCGCAGCCCCCGGAGCUCGGCUAACUCGGCGCCCAGUGCACUGCCGCACCAUGGGGUCCCGCCACUUCGAGGGGAUUUAUGACCACGUGGGGCACUUCGGCAGAUUCCAGAGAGUCCUCUAUUUCAUAUGUGCCUUCCAGAACAUCUCUUGUGGUAUUCACUACUUGGCUUCUGUGUUCAUGGGAGUCACCCCUCGUCAUGUCUGCAGGCCCCCAGGCAGUGUGAGUCAGGUUGUUUUCCACAAUCACUCUAAUUGGAGUUUGGAGGACACUGGGGCCCUGUUGUCUUCAGGCCGGAAAGAUUAUGUUAUGGUGCAGUUACAGAAUGGUGAGAUCUGGGAGCUCUCAAGGUGUAGCAGGAACAAGAGGGAGAACACAUCGGGUUUGGACUAUGAAUACACUGGCAGUAAGAAAGAGUUUCCUUGUGUGGAUGGCUACAUAUAUGACCAGAACACAUGGAAAAGCACUGCGGUGACCCAGUGGAACCUGGUCUGUGACCGAAAAUGGCUUGCAAUGCUGAUCCAGCCCCUAUUUAUGUUUGGAGUCCUACUGGGAUCGGUGACUUUUGGCUACUUUUCUGACAGGCUAGGACGCCGGGUGGUCUUGUGGGCCACAAGCAGUGGCAUGUUUUUGUUUGGAAUAGCAGCGGCGUUUGCAGUUGAUUAUUACACCUUCAUGGCUGCACGCUUUUUUCUUGCCAUGGUUGCAAGUGGCUAUCUCGUGGUGGGGUUUGUCUAUGUGAUGGAAUUCAUUGGCAUGAAGUCUCGGACAUGGGCGUCUGUCCAUUUGCAUUCCUUUUUUGCAGCUGGAACCCUGCUGGUGGCUUUGACAGGAUACUUGGUCAGGACCUGGUGGCUUUACCAGAUGAUCCUCUCCACAGUGACUAUCCCCUUUAUCCUGUGCUGUUGGGUGCUCCCAGAGACACCUUUUUGGCUUCUCUCAGAGGGACGAUAUGAAGAAGCACAAAAAAUAGUUGACAUCAUGGCCAAGUGGAACAGGGCAAGCUCCUGUAAACUGUCAGAACUUUUAUCACUGGAUCUACAAGGUCCUGUUAGUAAUAGCCCCACUGAAGUUCAGAAGCACAACCUAUCAUAUCUGUUUUAUAACUGGAGCAUUGCGACAAGGACGCUUACCGUUUGGCUAAUCUGGUUCACGGGAAGUUUGGGAUUCUACUCCUUUUCCUUGAAUUCUGUUAAUUUAGGAGGCAAUGAAUACUUAAACCUCUUCCUACUGGGUGUAGUGGAAAUUCCCGCCUACACCUUCGUGUGCAUCGCCAUGGACAAGGUCGGGAGGAGAACGGUCCUGGCCUACUCUCUUUUCUGCAGUGCACUGGCCUGUGGUGUUGUUAUGGUGAUCCCUCAGAAACAUUAUAUUUUGGUUGUGGUGACAGCUAUGGUUGGAAAAUUUGCCAUCGGGGCAGCAUUUGGCCUCAUUUAUCUUUAUACAGCUGAGCUGUAUCCAACCAUUGUAAGGUCGCUGGCUGUGGGAAGCGGCAGCAUGGUGUGUCGCCUGGCCAGCAUCCUGGCACCGUUCUCUGUGGACCUCAGCAGCGUUUGGAUCUUCAUACCACAGUUGUUUGUUGGGACUAUGGCCCUCCUGAGUGGAGUGUUAACACUAAAGCUUCCAGAAACCCUUGGGAAACGGCUAGCAACUACUUGGGAGGAGGCUGCAAAACUGGAGUCAGAGAAUGAAAGCAAUUCAAGCAAAUUACUUCCCACAACUAAUAAUAGUGGGCUGGAAAAAACAGAAGCGACUACCCGCAGGGAUUCUGGUCUUGAUGAAUAAAUGUGCCAUGCGUGCUGUCUAGCACCUGAAAUAUUAUUUACCCUAAUGCCUUUGUAUUAGAGGAAUCUUAUUCUCAUCUCCCAUAUGUUGUUUGUAUGCCUUUUUAAUAAAUUUUGUAAGAAAAUUUUAAAGCAAAUGUGUUAUAAAAGAAAUAAAAACUAAGAUGAAAAUUCUCAGUUUUAAAAA
Pongo pygmaeus (Bornean orangutan) is the source of this 1975-nucleotide messenger RNA. It is a transcript of the gene SLC22A16, whose product is annotated as solute carrier family 22 member 16. The record is from RefSeq and is a predicted model, not a curated record. Gene Ontology annotation, cellular component: membrane. Bases 56 to 1789 code for a protein of 577 amino acids. Gene Ontology annotation, molecular function: transmembrane transporter activity. Gene Ontology annotation, biological process: transmembrane transport. Lineage: Eukaryota; Metazoa; Chordata; Mammalia; Primates; Hominidae. The transcript has 8 exons.